CUGACUUGACUAAACGAAGACGUUGUAACGAUGAGCCUCACUGCUAGAGACAAGUCUGUGAUUAAGUGCCUCUGGGACAAAAUUUCCCCCAAGGCCGAUGAAAUCGGGGCUGAAGCUUUUGGCAGAAUGCUCACCGUAUACCCCCAGACAAAGACUUACUUCGCCAGUUGGUCCGACCUGAGCCCUGGAUCCGCUGCUGUGAAGAAGCACGGAAAAACUAUCAUGGGCGGAAUCGCUGAGGCGCUUGCCCACAUUGAUGACCUUACUGGUGGUUUGGCCUCGCUCAGUGAACUGCACGCUUUGAAGCUGCGGGUGGACCCUGCUAACUUCAAGAUUCUUGCGACCAACAUCAUGCUAGUCUUGGCCUUGUACUUCCCUGUGGAUUUCACUCCUGAGGUUCAUGUGUCCGUAGAUAAAUUCUUCCAGAACGUGGCGUGGGCUCUGUCCGAGAAGUACCGCUAAA
Electrophorus electricus (electric eel) is the source of this 463-nucleotide messenger RNA. Its product is annotated as hemoglobin subunit alpha-like. Lineage: Eukaryota; Metazoa; Chordata; Actinopteri; Gymnotiformes; Gymnotidae. The record is from RefSeq and is a predicted model, not a curated record. Gene Ontology annotation, molecular function: oxygen carrier activity; oxygen binding; organic acid binding. Gene Ontology annotation, cellular component: haptoglobin-hemoglobin complex; hemoglobin complex; blood microparticle. Gene Ontology annotation, biological process: hydrogen peroxide catabolic process; oxygen transport.